AUGGCGUCGUUCGAUCCAACCAACGUGAAUUUGAAUACGGCCAGCGUGGAGGACAUCUACUGUUAUUUGCAGCUGUCCGAAAAUGACUACAAUGGACACCUAGGCGCGCGUAUCUCAUCCAUCUUUGUGAUCCUGAUCACCUCCUCGGCAGCCACACUUUUUCCCGUGGUGGCUAAGCGAAUUCCGCGAUGGAAUAUUCCGUAUCCUGUCUAUCUCUUUGCCCGAUAUUUCGGCACGGGUGUCAUUGUCGCCACCGCAUUCAUUCAUCUGUUGGAUCCCGCGUACGAGAGUAUCGGCACUACUACCUGUGUGGGCGUGUCCGGACACUGGGCAGACUAUUCCUGGUGUGCGGCCAUUGUCCUUGCGUCGGUCAUCAUGGUCUUCCUGAUGGACGUGGCAUCGGAGGUGUACGUCGAGCGCAUAUACGGCGUAGAAAGAGACCACGACGCGACCGACCGUUUUCUGGUCCAAGCCCAGCUCAUUCAAAGCGAUGACGAAACUACGUCUGAGCGUUCAUUCCGCAAGGACAUUGCCGCCUUUCUGAUUCUAGAAUUCGGUAUCAUCUUCCAUUCUGUGAUCAUCGGGCUCAAUCUGGGAGUCACCGGCGAUGAGUUCACCACCCUCUACCCGGUAUUGGUUUUCCACCAGGCGUUUGAGGGGCUUGGGAUCGGGGCUCGAAUGUCUGCACUUCGUUUUGGCCGACAUCAAUUGCUGCCGUGGAUUCUUUGCAUGGCGUAUGGUCUCACGACGCCGAUUGCGAUCGCCAUCGGACUGGGGGUGCGCACGACGUAUAACUCGGGAUCCAAGACGGCGAACAUUGUGCAGGGAGUGUUGAAUGCCAUUUCGGCCGGAAUUCUGAUCUACAGCGGACUGGUGGAAUUACUAGCGCGCGACUUUCUGUUUGACCCGGAUCGGACAAAGCGACGGUCGCAUUUGCUGGGGAUGCUCUUGUGCGUAUUGCUGGGGGCGGGCAUCAUGGCGUUGAUAGGGAAAUGGGCCUGA
Aspergillus ibericus CBS 121593 is the source of this 1002-nucleotide messenger RNA. It is a transcript of the gene zrfA, whose product is annotated as high-affinity Zn(2+) transporter ZRT1. The record is from RefSeq and is a predicted model, not a curated record. Gene Ontology annotation, cellular component: plasma membrane. The transcript is spliced from 2 exons. The coding region runs from base 1 to 1002 and encodes 333 amino acids. Gene Ontology annotation, molecular function: high-affinity zinc transmembrane transporter activity. Gene Ontology annotation, biological process: zinc ion import across plasma membrane. Lineage: Eukaryota; Fungi; Ascomycota; Eurotiomycetes; Eurotiales; Aspergillaceae.